AUGAGAAAGAGAGAGGUACUGGAGUGGCUGAUCACCAAGCCCGAUGGGGUGUACGUGGAUUGCACCCUUGGGGGGGGUGGGCACAGCGCGGCGCUAUUGUCGGCGCUGGGUGCGGGGGCCAGGGUGAUCGGGUUGGAUCGGGACCCCGACGCGCUGAGGGAGGCUUCCGCACGACUGGCGGCCGAGGCAGAGGUGGGGAGGUUCCAAGCCGUCCGCUCCAACUUCGCGGCCGUCGGUAGGGCGGUUCGAGAGUGCGAGCUGAUGCUUCAGCAGCCACCCCUCGCACCAGAAGCAUCAACAGCACCAGCACCAGCAGCGGGGGUGCCACCACGUACUACAUCUGCAGGCCCCCUGGUCGACGGCAUCCUGGUCGACCUGGGCGUGUCGAGCCACCAGAUCGACGACGAGGCCAGGGGGUUCAGUUUCUCGGCCGACGGGCCCCUCGACAUGCGGAUGGAGGGGACCGGGGACGGUGACUCCGUGGGCGAAAGAAGCGGGUUCGGAGGCGUGGCGUCGACAUCGAGGGAGCACGAGGACAGAGCCGUUGAGAAGGGCGGCAGGGGGGAGGGGGGCGGCGGCGGCGAUGGCCGGGGGGGCGGGGGUGGUGUGUCUGCCGCUGAUGUCGUGAAUUUCGCGGAUGAAUCGGAGAUCCGGGAGAUGGUGUGGCGCUACGGGGACGAGAAGAGGUCGACCAAGAUCGCGCGAGCCAUCGUGGAGAACAGGCCCAUAGCGACCACCGGGCAGCUGGCGGAGGUGGUGGGGAGAUGCGCCCCGCCCAAGGAGCGCGUCAAGACCCUGGCCCGGGUGUUUCAAGCCCUCCGGAUAGAGGUGAACGGGGAGCUGGACGCCCUGGAGGCGUUGCUGGAGCAGGCCAAGCACCUCGUGCGACCGGGGGGUCGCCUGCUGAUCCUGUCCUACCACAGCCUCGAGGACCGGCGCGUGAAGCGGGUCCUCGCUACUGGGAACUUGAAGUUUUUCGCGACGGGAAGCAGGACCUGA
Molecule: messenger RNA, 999 nt
Organism: Ectocarpus siliculosus
Lineage: Eukaryota; Phaeophyceae; Ectocarpales; Ectocarpaceae
Source: the annotation of a GenBank genome assembly